Drosophila kikkawai is the source of this 1038-nucleotide messenger RNA. RefSeq lists its product as uncharacterized. The record is from RefSeq and is a predicted model, not a curated record. Lineage: Eukaryota; Metazoa; Arthropoda; Insecta; Diptera; Drosophilidae. Gene Ontology annotation, biological process: regulation of cilium beat frequency involved in ciliary motility; positive regulation of cell motility; cilium assembly. Gene Ontology annotation, cellular component: ciliary basal body; motile cilium.
UAACACAGAUUUGAGUAAAAUAAAACCCAACAAUGUUUCGAUCAGCUUACCAAAAGGGAUUCCUUACCGUGUUCUACAGCGUGGGUAGCUCGCCCCUGGACAACUGGUCAUCCUAUACCAAAAAUGGCUACAUUAAGCGCAUCUACGAUGAGGACAUAAAGUCCCUGGUGCUCGAGAUAAUGGGCUCCAACGUGUCCACUACAUUUAUACACUGUCCCAGCGAGUGCAAGCAGCAGCUGGGCAUCAAGCUGCCCUUUCUUGUGCUCUUGAUCAAGAAUAUGCACAAGUACUUUUGCUUCGAAGUCAAGAUACAAGACGAUCAGCGUUUCAUGCGCCGCUUCCGCGUGUCCAAUUUCCAGAGCAAGACCUCCGUGAAGCCUUUUUGCACAGCCAUGCCAAUGGGUAUGUCUCCGGGCUGGAAUCAGAUUCAGUUUAACCUGGCCGACUUUACGCGUCGUGCCUAUGGGUCCAACUACCUGGAGACGGUCUCCCUGCAGGUGCACGCCAACGUGCGCAUUCGACGCAUUUACUUUGCCGACAAGCUCUACACGGAGGCGGAGCUGCCCAAUGAUUACCGCCUCAUGGGCAAGCCCAAGGACUUUAAGAAGCCGGAGAAGCAGUUCAAGGUUCAAGCCACCGCUCGUCCGCCGUCCCCCUUGAAUACAGCCCGCGGAGAGCCAGCCCCAUCGAAGGGCGAGGAGCCUGACGCCACAGUCGGACCAGGACCGGCAUCCGAGCCGCCGACAGAGGCGUACAGCGAGCCGGAGCCAGUGUUGCAGAAGGCGCCUUCGCCACCACCACCGCCAGCCGCCGAACCAGAGCCUGCUGCCGCACCCGCCGCCGAGGAGCCAGCUCCGCAAACGGAGGCCACAGAGCCCACCGAGGCCUACUACUAAGAGUUAUUGUUCCCAUGAAUUUAUUGUUAAUUUUCAUCGCAUUGACAGAGACUGAGAGUGGGCAGUGGACAACAUGCUAUAAAAUUUCCAGUCAAAGACAUACGAAAAAAACGAUUUAAACCCGCUGGGAAUCUGCACAAAA